This is a messenger RNA of Puccinia graminis f. sp. tritici CRL 75-36-700-3, 1092 nucleotides long. RefSeq lists its product as uncharacterized. Gene Ontology annotation, biological process: nuclear mRNA surveillance; rRNA catabolic process; U4 snRNA 3'-end processing. Gene Ontology annotation, cellular component: cytoplasmic exosome (RNase complex); nuclear exosome (RNase complex); nucleolus. The transcript has 4 exons. The record is from RefSeq and is a predicted model, not a curated record. Lineage: Eukaryota; Fungi; Basidiomycota; Pucciniomycetes; Pucciniales; Pucciniaceae. Bases 53 to 991 code for a protein of 312 amino acids.
GGGAAGAACCAUUAAAAGGGAACCAACCACGGAAGGAAAGAACUACACGAUAAUGUCUAUUAUGCGCUCAGAUUCACGGACGGAAGCCGAUAUACGCUCGUUGACGAUGAGGAUGUCAAUCUUGUCUCGCUCGGAUGGCUCGGCACAAUUCUCGUUCGGCGAUCUGAAGGCGUUGGGUGCCGUCACCGGGCCGGCUGAGGUUCGAAUCAGGGACGAGAAACCUACCGAGGCCUUCGUCGAUGUUAUCGUUGUCCCGGUUUGUGGUCUUCCCGGACCCCCGACCAAAUCUUUGGCACAUUCGAUCAAGUCGUUCUUUACGCCGUUAAUACUACUGAAGAAAUAUCCGAGAUCGUUAAUCCAAAUCAAUCUUCAGACGCUUUCCAAGCCAUCUGAUCGAUGGACGAAUGGCUUCACGACAGGCACACUAGAACCGACCGCGACGGUGCCCCUAUUCGAGGAGACACAGAGCGUGAGCGAGAAGGCGGCGUUGAUCAAUGCGGCCAGUUUGGCCUUACUGGAUGCCGGGGUGGGUAUGAGGGGGUGCGCAUUCGCCGUCGGAUUGGCGAUCCUGCCCCCAUCCGCCGUCUCGCCGAAUCACAACAAUCCGCAAGCUCUUGAAUCCGAUCUCAUCGUCCUCGAUCCUAGUCCUACCGAAGAAUCUUCCGCUAAGAGCUUACAUCUCGUCGGUUUCCAUUUCGGUCAUGGGUUCAAUACAACAACUGACUCGGGCGUGGAGAUUGGGACUGUUGCUCUAUGUGAAAGCAAUGGUAGCUUUAGCUACGAUCAGCUACAAACUGUUCUCAAAUUGGCUUCAUUGGCUACCCAACAGAUUCUUGCCUUUGUCCGACAGAGUUGCGAGACCGUUUAUGACCACGAAGAUGGCCUUGACUCUGCCUCCCAAGCUGCCGUCGGACAACCUACUUCUUCUUCAAAUCUUGACAAUAGUAAUCCGGAAAAUAGAAAAAAGAAGAAAUCUAAAAAGAAUAAAUGAACCCUUUUUUCUUCAUUUGUGGAAAUUAUUUCUCGUUCAAAUUAUGGCGGCCUCUUGCUUUCAGGAGGAGCUGGUCAAAGGAUCACUCUGGUCAUACAUUU